CCUCCACUUGUCAGAAGAUGUUCCAAGCUGUGAUAGCUCACUCCAGGACACACCCUUGGAUUUAUUGAUUUUUUUUUCCUGGUCCUACACCUUAAUGCUGAUGGCUUCACCCUGAAAAUUCUGGGUCAGCAUGGAAAUUCAUCCCUCCUUAGUGGUGGAACCGUCUUACCCAGACUUGAUCAUCCAUGCAGGAGAGGUGACACUCGGAGAAAAAGAUCGAAAUAAAAUGGACUCGAAGAAGAAGAGACUGGAGAAAGCAAGAAUCACAGAGGCUGCUUGUGCUCUGUUGAACUCUGGAGGAGGAGUGAUUGUUAUGCAAAUGUCCAACAAGAGCGAGCAUCCUGUGGAGAUGGGACUGGACUUGGAGACGUCUUUAAGAGAGCUUAUUCCAUCCUCUGAUUUGCAGGCUUUCAUUGAGACCAAGCAACAAGGGGACCUGUUUUACAUUUUUGUUAAAUCUUGGAGCUGUAGCCCUAAAGAUGGUUCCACUAAGCCUCGAAUUUGCAGCCUGAGCUCUUCCCUGUACUGUCGAUCUUUAACUUCAAAGCUUCCCCUGGAUUCGAAAGAAACGUUUGAGUUUCUGGAGCGCAAGAAGACGUGUGUCAAAGGUAGUCUGACUGACGGCAAAGGUCCACCUGCUAAAAUUCCCAGACUCAUGUAUCAGAACGACCUUGAAUCAAAUCCCGCUUUUGAAAUUUUCCAAAGUGAGAGACUCGAAUAUGGCCAGCGCUUGCCGUUUUCUGAAUCUGCAUCUAUCGAGUUUAAACAAUUCUCUACCAGACGUGCCCACGAAUAUAUAAAAAGUGUAAUUCCAGAGUACAUUUCCGCAUUUGCAAACACCCAGGGAGGCUAUCUUUUAUUUGGGGUGGAUGAUGAGAGUAAGAGAGUCCUGGGAUGCCCAAAAGACAAUGUUGACCGCGACUCUUUGAAAGCAGUGGUAAAUGAAGCAAUAUCCAAGUUGCCAGUUUUCCAUUUUUGUUCAUCUAAAGAGAAGGUGUCUUAUAAGACCAGAGUCAUAGAUGUGUUUAAAGAAGGAAAUUUGUAUGGUUAUCUCUGUGUGAUCAAAGUAGAGAGGUUCUGCUGUGCAGUAUUCUCAGAGGCUCCCAUUUCAUGGAUGGCAGACAAGGAGAACGGUGUCUACAGCCUGAACACUGAGAAAUGGGUUCGCAUGAUGGUGGAUAUUGGCCCAGAGGCAGCUUCCAGCAAGCAAUCCUCCCUCGAUGACCUGUCUAAAGAUUUUGAAUGUCAGCUGAGUCUGUCCAACAGCCCUCCACACUGCAGACCAGUGUAUUCUAAAAAAGGACUGGAACAUAAAGGGGACCUGCAAAAGCGUUUAUUUCAAGUGUCAGCAGACUGUUUUAAGUAUACUCCUGAAUCCCUCUGGAGAGAGCUGUGUUCCCAGCAUGAGAGACUAGAGAACUUAAUAAGCCAGCAAAUGUGUUCUUUCUCCUGUGGUUUGCUGAUCCUCUCUAGAAGCUGGGCUGUGGACCUGAACCUGGAAGGGAAGCAGGGAGUCAUCUGUGAUGCUCUGCUCAUUGCAGAGAAUAGCCCCCCGACACUCUACACCAUCCUUGAGGAGCAAGAUGAGCUAGGUCAGGACUACUGCACCCGCACUGCCUUUACUCUGAAGCAGAAGCUGGUGAACACUGGUGGCUACACUGGGAGAGUGUGUGUCAUGACCAAGGUUCUCUGCCUGAGUUCUCAGAACAAUAUUGAGACCAAUGGGAACUCAGUUUCUCUUAUUGAUUACCCACGCUCCUAUAACCUUGCAAAUAUCCAGGAAAUGGAGGACUUGCUGCAGGCCCUUGUGAUUGUCUUGCUCAACUUCAGCUCUUUCUUGAGCGACCAGCUUGGCUGUGAAAUUUUGAAUCUUCUCACAGUUCAACAGUAUGAGAUACUCUCAAAAAGUCUCCACAAAACCAGAAAACUGUUUGUGCAUGGCAUGCCAGGCUCAGGGAAGACCAUCAUUGCCAUGAAAAUCAUGGAAAAGAUCAAAAACACAUUCCACUGUGAAAGAGAUAGCAUUCUCUACAUCUGUGAAAAUCAGCUGUUGAGGGACUUCAUCCGGGCAAAAAAUGUCUGCCGGGCAGUAACCCGGAAAACCUUUAUGACACCUAACUUUGAGGUGGAGAAGAUCCAACACAUUAUUGUUGAUGAAGCCCAGAAUUUCCGCACUGAGAAUGGGGACUGGUAUAUGAAGGCAAAGCGUAUCACUCAGAGAAUGAAAACUUGUCCUCAAAUUUUCUGGAUCUUUCUGGACUAUUUUCAGACCAGUCACCAGAAGGAGAGUGGCCUCCCAGAUUUCUUACACCAGUAUCCAAAGGAAGAGCUCACAAAAGUGGUACGCAAUGCAGAUAAAAUAGCUGAAUUUCUACAAAAAAUAUCAGAGAAAAUCAGAAGUAACCCUCCACCCAUCAUCCCCCGAGAGUCCCUGAACAUGGUCUGUGAGUUUAACUGGUCUCAAGGUGUAUCAGGCACCUGUAAGCUGCUUACAUCCUUGGGUUUGGAACAGAUGGCGAGGUAUGUAGCAGAGAGGUGUUAUUUUUUCUUGAAAAAUGGCUAUUCCGCCCAAGACAUUGCAGUGCUUUUCAGUACAGAGGAUGAGAAGGAUAACAAUGAAGAUAUGUUCCUGAGAGAAAUAAGGAACAGAACAUCUCAGAUAGAUGAUGCCUAUCAUCUUUACAUGUUUGACAGCAUACGUCGAUUCUCGGGCCUAGAAAGAAGCAUUGUGUUUGGUAUUGAUCCCCGUACAGCUGAGAAGUCCAUUUUCCACAACCUAAUGCUCUGCCUAGCUUCCAGAGCGAGGAAACAUCUGUAUAUCCUAUCUAAAGUACCCAACCCUUUCAACUUCUGAGGGGUGAAGCUCAAUAGUAGUAUGCUUGAACUGGGUAUAUAAGGUCCUAGGUUCAAUUGCUGAUGACAAGAAACUAAAAUCUAGUUGAGAUCCUUCAGGACAAGAAGGAUAAAGAUACUGAAAGACCCAGAGUUGGGGCCAAUCUGGGGCCAUUGGGAAAAUUCCCUCCACAAACCUCCAAGCACAAGGACCCACCCUUCCAGGAGGAAAAAAAGCUGGUUUAGUUCCUGGAACAGCUGCAAGCCAAACUGUCAUACGAAGCUACCUGUGACUUCCAACUGAUGCCCCACCCCAUGGAAAGUCUUGAACAGUACACUGAGUCCGAUCUGAAAGUUGUUUCAAUCCACCAAAUGUACAUAGUACCCUGCCUAGCUUCCAUUGUGCAAAUCCUGACCCCAUUGUUUGGAUUCUGCCCCAGUUGUUUGAAUUAUGCCCCAAUUGUUUGCAAGGUAUAUAAUCCCCUGUUAAAAUCUGCUCCUGACAUGUCAGAAUUAAACUCUUCUUGCUUUUGCACUGA
This is a messenger RNA of Rattus norvegicus (Norway rat), 3371 nucleotides long. RefSeq names its product schlafen family member 9 (gene Slfn9). NCBI's taxonomy places the organism in Eukaryota, Metazoa, Chordata, Mammalia, Rodentia, Muridae. Gene Ontology annotation, cellular component: cytoplasm. The record is from RefSeq and is marked validated.